AUGGGGCCAAGUGCGCUGACGAAUCCCUCCGGAGAGAAACGUUCUAUCGGCUUUCCCAAAACGCCGAGUACUCCCAACGUAUACGUGCAGUCAAGACCUCGCAACAUUCGUUUGUGUGUCUUCAGUGUGCACGCGCGGCUCCUCUUGAUAUACGGUGAAGCACAGGCCGCCUGCGCAAAUAGACCAGUACCUUUGGAACGGGAGCGCGCUAUUGUCACCAGCAAGCUGCUUCACACGGCAUCACAGCAGGCCGCGUACGCCCAGAGCAUAGUCCCCUCCCUUAGGCUCUCUGAUGAUGAGUUUUUACGAGGCAAGGACCACCUUCACGCAGACUAG
Rangifer tarandus platyrhynchus (Svalbard reindeer) is the source of this 336-nucleotide messenger RNA. The record is from the annotation of a GenBank genome assembly. NCBI's taxonomy places the organism in Eukaryota, Metazoa, Chordata, Mammalia, Artiodactyla, Cervidae.